This is a messenger RNA of Striga hermonthica, 1293 nucleotides long. The record is from the annotation of a GenBank genome assembly. Lineage: Eukaryota; Viridiplantae; Streptophyta; Magnoliopsida; Lamiales; Orobanchaceae.
AUGGAGGUCGUCGGAUCUCGCCGAAAACCAUCGCUGUCCUCCGACGGCAUCACUGUCUCGACGUUCCCUAUUUACCGCUCGGCGCCGGAACUUGAGGUCCGUCUCGAAGAUUUCGAGCUUUACGCUGUUCAACGCCUUCGAGUUCUUAAAGGGAUUUCAGAUGCAUUGUCCAGAGGCAAGAAACCAAAUGAGAUGGAGAAAAUUGUAAGGGAGUUAUUGCUGAAGGCCAACAUGCUGCAUUCAGAAGUACCCGAUGUCAACAACAAGGACAUCAUUUCCCAUUUCGUUUUGCGCCUGGUCUACUGUAGGCAGGAGGAAUUAAGAAAAUGGUUUCUCUCCAUGGAGACUGCACUGUUUCGCUACCGGUUUCAAUUCCAAGCUCCUGACGUCCAGAGGGAAAUAAUGGCGGAAUUUGACCUGCCUUACAAGGCCGUGAACAGUGCCGAAUAUGAGGUGCCAUUUGAACAAGUUCCUGAUCUAGUGGCAAGUCGCCGAGUAUUUAUACUGAAAGGGUACGCAUAUGUAGCAAUGAGCCAGGUGGUUUCCCUACUUGUCACGCAAUAUCGCAGUUAUCUUUCAAAAGCACUUGUGUUAACAAAUAGAAAAUGGACAUCUAUGAUCAGAGAGCAAGAGAAAGAUCGGUUGACUCCUAUUGUUGAAGCCCUAUCAACAAGUUAUUUAGGUCCAGACUAUAGCCAGCCAAAUGAUUCUGCGGAGAUAUCAUUGAAGGACAUCGAUCAAGUUGCCAAAAGUUCAUUUCCUCUCUGCAUGCGUCAUUUGUUUGAGAAGCUUAGGGAGGAUCAUCACUUGAAGCAUGGAGGACGAAUGCAACUGGGUCUCUUUCUAAAGGGUGUUGGACUCAAUUUGGAUGAUGCUCUUGCGUUUUGGAAAGCAGAGUUCUCCAGGAAGGUUGGACCAGAAAGAUUUGACAAGGAAUAUUCAUACAGUAUCCGUCACAACUAUGGAAAAGAAGGGAAAAGAACGGAUUACACACCCUACUCAUGUCAAAAGAUAAUAUCAUCCACACCAGGUGUUGGAGAUCAUCAUGGGUGUCCGUAUCGUCAUUUCAGUGAGGAGAAUUUGCGAGCAGCACUCAAUAAGAUGGGAGUAAGCCAUCGUGCAGUUGAGAGCGUCAUGGAUAAAGUGCGGAAUAGACAUUAUCAGUUGGCAUGCACCUUGACAUUUGAAGCUAUUCAUGGGGCAUCUUGUGAUGAAGGAAUUAAUCAUCCAAACCAAUACUACAGUGACAGCAAGAAAGUUCUAGAAUCGAAGAAUAACUCAAAGGGCACUUAA